UUGCCGCCACCUUUCACGCCCUGAUCUCAGGAAAAUCAAAUGGCUUCUGAGGAUUUCUGCUUACCUGGAGAUGGGAUGGAAGAACUCAAACAAGUCUGCAGUAAACAGCUUCCUCCUUGCAACCUGAGUGAGGAGGACCUGCUGCGGAACCCGCACUUCAGCAGGCUGCUGCUGAGACUCUCCCAGCAGGUGGAUGAAAGUGGGCUGAGCCUCACCCUGGCACAGGAACAGGCUCAGGCUUGGAAAGACGUUCGACUGCAUAAGACCACGUGGUUGAGGUCCGAGAUCCUGCAGAGAGUCAUCCAGGAGCUGCUUGUGGACUACUAUGUGAAGACACAAGACACAAAUCUAACUUCCGAGGACAAAAAGUUUCAUGAGACCCUGGAACAGCGGUUAUUGGUGACUGAACUGACCCAGCUCUUGGGUCCCAGGCAGGAGAAGGAGGCGCCUUCAUUGCUAGGGCUGGAGAAAGCAGACCUGCUGGAGCUCAUGCCACCUGCAGAGGACUUUCUGUGGAUGAGAAGUCGGCUCCCGCUGGAAGUGGAGCAGCAGCUCAAGAGGAAGUGCUUCACACUGCUCUGCUACCACGACCCCAGUGCCGAUUCAGACAGCGAAACCCUGAAGGCUGCGAAGAUGUGGAAACUGGCAGAGGCGCUGGUCAGUGAGAAGCAGCAGUGCCUGGACACCAAGAGCCAGCAGCAGGAGCGCGCAGUGCUCCUGGCGAAGCAGAGCGCCACCUACUCCCAGGUGCUUCUCCGGUGCCUUGCCUUGCUCCAGAGGCUUCUUCAGGAGCACCGGCUGAAGACUCAGUCAGAGCUGGACCGUAUCAGUGCCCAGUACCUGGAGAUCAAGUGCAGCGCCAUGGUCCUUAAGCUGAGGAUGGAGGAGCUAAAGAUUUUGUCUGAUACUUACACUGCUGAGAAAGUGGAAGUUCAUCGUCUGAUUCGGGAUCGUUUGGAGGGGGCCAUUCGACUGCAGGAGCAGGACAUGGAGAAGUCUCGGCAGGUUCUGAGCACCUACGAGGUCCUCGGGGAGGAGUUUGACCGGCUGGUGAAGGAGUACACCCAACUCAAACAGGCAACCGAGAACAAGCGCUGGGCCCUCCAGGAGUUCAACAAGGCCUACCACUGAGGGUGGGGCACUGCUGCUUUCCCUCUCCGAUGACCGUGUGACUGACCUUCCCCUGGGGCCACUGCCCACACAGGGCUGGAGACUGCUUAAUGCACUGCAAUCGGUCAGACACUUCUGGGUUGUUUUUUCUUUACAACUGAGCCUUUUCCAGAAAACAUAGCAGAAUUACAUCGUUUUCUGUAACAGCUGUUUGUGACCAUCAGUUCUGUAUUGUUUUUGAUUAUCUUCUAAAUAAAGUGAUAGUAGUAUGUUGUAA
Molecule: messenger RNA, 1387 nt
Organism: Echinops telfairi (small Madagascar hedgehog)
Lineage: Eukaryota; Metazoa; Chordata; Mammalia; Afrosoricida; Tenrecidae
Gene: HAUS4
Product: HAUS augmin like complex subunit 4
Exons: 10
Coding region: 40-1131 (363 amino acids)
Biological process (GO): centrosome cycle; spindle assembly
Cellular component (GO): HAUS complex
Molecular function (GO): microtubule minus-end binding
Source: RefSeq, a predicted model, not a curated record